GCCCGUCGACGAUGGUUUACCGAAAUCCGCACUUUUAAUCCAAUUUAACAACAUCGAACCAAUAGCAAAAAAAUAACGCAAAUAACAAUGCAUUUGCCCCAAGGAGCAUUAAGCUUUCUGUUCGUCACAUGCAUGAUGUUCGCACUGGCAGGCGGCCAUCCAUCAAGCGACAAGCUGAAGAUCCGAAUACACGUGCCGGUGAAGCACCACACACAUGUGCACACGAAGACGGUCAUUAAGAAGGUACCGCUGCCCAUUCCGGUGCCGGUGAAGGAGCACCACCACGAGCCGAAGAAGCACCACAGUAGCCGCAGUCACCACCACCACCACCAUCACGAGGACGACCAGGACGACGACUUCGAGGGAUACGAGUAUCCCAUCAAGGCCAAGCGGCGCACGCGGCAUCCCUUUGUCUGAAAGCCCAAACGAAAACCCACUCAACCACCCAUCCAAGCCCACUCAACUCUCCACCCACUCGGCGGGGGAAAUAAAAUCAAAUGAAAUACAAUU
Messenger RNA from Drosophila ficusphila, 510 nucleotides. RefSeq lists its product as uncharacterized. The transcript is spliced from 3 exons. NCBI's taxonomy places the organism in Eukaryota, Metazoa, Arthropoda, Insecta, Diptera, Drosophilidae. Bases 88 to 417 code for a protein of 109 amino acids. The record is from RefSeq and is a predicted model, not a curated record.